AUUAUUAUGUAUUAUUAUUAUUAUUGUGUGCAUUAUAAAUGUAACCAUAGCAACCAUUUGUCAUAGCCUAUGGGUAAUGUAUUGACUAUAUUGUAUAUGAUUAAAGUUUAAAGGGAUGAUAACAAUAUUAGAACACCACUACAAUUGCAUUCAGUUAACAAGUGCCAACUACUAGAGACUAUUUUGUUACAGAUUUAUGAUUAUGAUGACUUUAGACCAAUUCUGGAAGUUUUUAAAUACUGUGAGAAAAAAAAGCUUUACAGAGAUAAUAUUGUGUUUAUUUUUCUUGGUUUUGAUACUAGCAUAUUAUUGUGUCAAUGUUUUUCAUAUAUUACCAUGUAUGUAUCAGCUACCGUCAGUUUUGUAUUUGACACACAUGCUAUCUUUGACAUUUAUGGUUUUCAACCUGCUAGCAAAUUUUUUAGCCGUAAUGUAUGCCGAUUCAUCAGUGAUUGGCCGAUUGCUUACUAUAUCUAAGUACACAUCAAAAGAUAUUACAUAUUGUUAUGUUUGCCAGUGCGAUGUUCCUCUAAGGUGUUGGCACUGUGAUAUAUGCAAUGUCUGCAUAUUGACUAGAGAUCAUCAUUGCACUUUUAGCACGACGUGUGUUGGUCAUUAUAAUAGAAGAUACUUCUUGUGGUUUUUGUUAUAUUUAUCUGUAGCCAGUUUUUAUGAAAUAAUUUUGAUCAGUUAUUAUACCUACUAUAAAGUGACAAUAAAAUUUUCAGACUUGAUGGUUUUAGUGCCAUUUCAAUCAGUUUUAACUGGUUUUCAUUUAACAGCAGGUGAAAUCUUUGUAGUUUUACUGACAUUGAAUUUUAUAGCUGUAACAAUAUCUUCAUUGCUGUUAAUUUAUCACCUAGAUAAGGUAUGCAAAGGUCUGGUAUGUCAUGAAAAACAAGAGAGUAAUUAUGAUUUUGGCUUGAUGCGAAAUUUGGAAACUGUUUUUGGGGAAAAAUGGUAUAUAACAUGGAUUUCUCCAUUUAUCGAAUCUAAAUUACCCUACAACGGAAUUGAUUGGCAAAGUCAUGUUAAUCAAUAUAAAACAAAAUAAAUCAAUUUUUAUCAAUAUAAUUAUAAAACUAUCUGUGAUAUACAAGUUAAGGUUAUAAUGCAGCUUGAUAUUUUAGUUUUAAUGGAUAAAAUUAUAUAUGCAUUAAAAAAUCAAAUGUUCUGCAUAAUUUAAUCAUACAAAUAUGAAUAAAAAUAAGUAUAAUAAGAAUUAAUCAAAUGUAUUUAUUGUAUGUUUAACGGCAAAUAUAUUA
Messenger RNA from Aphis gossypii (cotton aphid), 1265 nucleotides. RefSeq names its product probable palmitoyltransferase ZDHHC24. The transcript has 2 exons. The coding region runs from base 197 to 1054 and encodes 285 amino acids. NCBI's taxonomy places the organism in Eukaryota, Metazoa, Arthropoda, Insecta, Hemiptera, Aphididae. Gene Ontology annotation, molecular function: protein-cysteine S-palmitoyltransferase activity. The record is from RefSeq and is a predicted model, not a curated record. Gene Ontology annotation, biological process: protein targeting to membrane; peptidyl-L-cysteine S-palmitoylation. Gene Ontology annotation, cellular component: endoplasmic reticulum; Golgi apparatus.